UGGCAGACUGUUAGGUGUAGAGUAGCAAAAGACGAAAGCUCGCUUGAAAGCCCAUCUCCAAACACUGAUAAGCUCCAUAUAUAUUUAUAUCUCUCUCUAUAUAUCAUAUAUUUUACUCAGACUUGGCUAUCGACGCUAUUUUUUCUUACACACUCUUUUCUUGCCCUCUUUUUUCUCGGCCACCUCCCUCCCUCCUCUUUCUCCUCCUCCUCUUCCUCCACCUCCUUCUUUUCCUCCUCCUCCUUCUCUUCUCUUGCUCUUCCCUCUCUUGCUCUCCCCCGAGCCCAUUGCCGUCUCGAGUGGCCAGAGAGGACGGGGUGGUUCAUGAUGGGCUCGGUGCUCCCCGCGGAAGCCCUGGUGCUGAAGACUGGCCUGAAGCCGCAAGGGCUAUCUCUGGCCGAAGUGAUCACCUCCGACAUCCUGCACAGCUUCCUAUAUGGUCGCUGGCGGAACGUGCUGGGAGAACAGCUCUUCGAAGAAAAGUCUCACCACGCCAAUCCCAAGACUGCCUUCACCGCAGAGGUCCUGGCGCAGUCCUUCUCCGGAGAGGUGCAGAAGCUGUCGAGUCUGGUGCUGCCAUCUGAAGUGAUCAUCGCUCAGAGCUCCAUCCCCGGGGAGGGUCUGGGUAUCUUCUCCAAGACUUGGAUCAAAGCAGGCACUGAGAUGGGUCCCUUCACAGGGAGGGUCAUUUCUCCGGAGCAUGUGGACAUCUGCAAGAAUAACAACUUGAUGUGGGAGGUAUUCAAUGAAGAUGGCACAGUUAGAUAUUUCAUUGACGCAAGCCAAGAAGAUCAUCGAAGUUGGAUGACUUAUAUCAAAUGUGCCCGAAAUGAGCAAGAGCAAAAUCUGGAGGUGGUACAAAUUGGCAACAGUAUCUUCUACAAGGCAAUUGAGAUGAUUCCUCCGGAUCAAGAGCUGCUAGUUUGGUAUGGGAACUCCCACAAUACUUUCCUGGGAAUUCCUGGUGUCCCAGGGUUGGAAGAAGAACAGAAGAAGAACAAACAUGAGGACUUUCAUCCAGUGGACACUGCCACCAACACUGCGGGCCGCAUGCGCUGCGUCAUCUGCCACCGGGGCUUCAACUCCCGCAGCAACCUGCGCUCCCACAUGCGCAUCCACACCCUGGACAAACCCUUCGUCUGCCGCUUUUGCAACCGGCGCUUCAGCCAGUCCUCUACCCUCCGCAACCACGUCCGCCUGCACACUGGCGAGCGCCCGUACAAGUGCCAGGUGUGCCAGAGCGCCUACUCCCAGCUGGCGGGGUUGCGGGCGCACCAGAAGAGCGCCCGCCAUCGACCCCCCAAUGCCUCGCUGCAGGCCCACUCCCCCGCUCUGCCCGUGCCCCAUCCCACCUCCCUGGCAGCGCACCACAUCCCCACCAUGGUGCUGUGAGAUACCCUGGCUGGCCUGCGGCGGGAGGCAUUGGAAACUGGCAUCGCGGCGCAGCAUUCCCUCCCAUCCUCUCCAUUCCUUCCUUCCCGAGAUCUGUGAAAGCUGACCUCUUGGAAUGGGAAGGGGAGUGCAGAGGAGGGGCAGGUUUCGUGAUUUGGUUUUAAGGCAGCUGAGUAAGUCCCUUCUCCCACUCAGCUUGCAUAGUUUGCAUACUGCCUCCUUCUCCGGGGAGCUUGGGGUGGAGGGGCAGAAGGCAGCGCCCUCAGUAUAUAUACAUAUAUGUUUUCUUCUUACAUCACCUUGGCCCUUCUUACAUCACUUUGGCCCUCGUAAGUCAGUCUGUAUCCUCUGCCCCUCACCUACCUAUCCCCAGAUUGCCAACCUGUAAGCCUUUUCCCUUCUCAGGAAGGGGGUCAGGAAGUGGGUGGGGGAAUGAGCGAGGGAACGAAAAGGAGCGGCCUUGCGCAAUCAAACUUAUCUGUUCCACUUCCCUCGGAACCCCCAGCUCUAAAAAGUUGUGAUCCCACGAAAAUGGACAGCUUGGUGGCGGGAGGGGGGGCGGGGGCGAU
Messenger RNA from Antechinus flavipes (yellow-footed antechinus), 1961 nucleotides. RefSeq names its product PR/SET domain 12 (gene PRDM12). NCBI's taxonomy places the organism in Eukaryota, Metazoa, Chordata, Mammalia, Dasyuromorphia, Dasyuridae. The record is from RefSeq and is a predicted model, not a curated record. Gene Ontology annotation, biological process: neurogenesis. The transcript is spliced from 5 exons. Bases 325 to 1392 code for a protein of 355 amino acids. Gene Ontology annotation, cellular component: nucleus. Gene Ontology annotation, molecular function: histone methyltransferase binding.